UGUUUCAAGUAUGAAUGGCAGCAUACGGGACAUGUCAUAACCCCAAUCACUGAAACCAAGUUGCAUCACGUGCUCAUAACACAUACAUCACGUGCUCAUAACACAUACAUCACGUGCUCACUAAUUAUAAAAUUUGCCACACGACUGCAAAAGGGCGGAGCUGCAGCCUACUCUAGGUAUUUGGGCGUUGUGAGUAAAUAUGUUACAAUGGUGGUUUCACACGUAUCUGGCCAUCGGAACGGCAUCCAUCCUCCAUCCUCACAAGGACGUGAGCCAUCUUCCAUUGGAUCCUCAUCACGUUUUGGCCAAGCGAAGCUUCGAUCAGCAACUUCGUUUCAGCGUGUUCUACGACAACACCGUGGAAGGGUUGGAUUCAACUGAGAGAGCUCUUGUGAAGGACAAGUUGGUGACUGAUGCUGUGAAGUAUUGGAGCCAAGUGCUGAAGGUGAAGCAAACGACGUCGACCAUUCUGCUGAACAGAGAUUGUGCAGAAGGACGGUUUUAUAUCAGAAAUGGUGAACCUCGUCAUUGUGAGAGAUCUAGAUUGAGACCUUCUGGCUGUUCAACAACAACUACCUGUGGGACAGUGACCGUCCCAUCCAGUCACUUGCAGGCUUGCUACAGUUGUACCACUGACCUCGUUACGAAAAAACUGAACUGUGAAAAAGAAGCUUCAUCGACAGCAGGGGUGGGUGUUGGAGGAGCUGAUUAUGUCUUAUACGUGUCAAGUGCACAGACAAGUCAAUGUGGUAGCAACAGUGCUGUUGCAUCUGAUAACACGAAUAUAGCGUAUGCCGGACACUGCCAACAAGAACAAGCAUUAGACAGACCAGUUGCUGGAUAUAUGAAUCUAUGCCCCAACUUGCUCUCAGCAAAAUCAGAAGAUUACGUCCUUCAACUUGCUGUUGUCAAGCAUGAAAUGCUACAUGCAUUGGGAUUUAGUUCGCAACUGUAUGCUUUCUAUCGUGACAAAAGUGGCCAGCCCCGCACUGAAAGAGAUGACAACAAUUUGCCUGGACUUGGAUUGAUAUCAAGGUAUGAAAAAGUUUUGUUUUGUUUGAUUGAUAUCAAGAAGUGUAGUGGCAUUUAUCAGUGGAAUGACUCUACUAUAAAGUCGAUCACACGGCCACAGUGGAGAGUCACCAAUGGUGUGGUGUCUCAUGUAGUCAAAAUGAUCGUCACACCUACAGUACAGCAAGCAGUACGCGAUCACUUCAGUUGCCAAUCACUGGAAGGUGCAGAAAUAGAAAAUCAAGGCGGCACUGCAACCAGAUUAAGUCACUGGGAGAAACGAGUAUUCGAGAACGAGGCCAUGACUGGAACGUUUACUCAAAACCCGGUCUUUUCUAACGUAACGUUUGCUCUACUUGAGGACACGGGGUGGUAUGAACCAGAUUACAGCCUUGCUCAGAAUUUGGAUUGGGGCAAAGGGUUAGGAUGCAAAUUUGUUCAAGACAGCUGUGGAGGCUGGAUGGAUGACAAGAGAGCAGCUGGCAAGGCGGUCUCUCCAUUCUGUCAGAUUUUGAAGGUGAAGAAUCCUCUCAGCUUGAGAUGUACUACCCAUCGAUUGGCUGUUGCUCUGUGCAACUUGGUUGAGUACUCCGAUCAACUGGAAAGAGAUUAUCAGUAUUUCAGCUCUAUUCCUGGUGAAUCCAUUGAUGCGGCGUCUGCCUCCAUGUAUGGCGGUUUUGUGGCUCUUGCUGACUACUGUCCAUUUGACCAAGAAUUUACGUGGACUAGCCAAGGCGUUCCGAUUCGUGGGUCUCAGUGCAGAUUUACAGCCAACAGUCCUGAUGCAAACAACAAUCUGGCGCUUGAAGAGUAUGGGUCGAGUUCUAUAUGUAUUGAUCAAGGAGGUAGCUGGUGGAAGACAAGUGCAACUGCCUUCAAUGAAGCUGUAAAUUGGGGUAGUGGAUGUUACAAGGUCAGUUGCAAUAGUAGUUCUGAUGAAUAUAUGAGCAUCUACGUCAAUGGCCACAGAUACCCUUGCCAUCGAGAAAGAGAGGAGGUAAGAGUGAGUGAGGUGGUCGAUGGUUUUGAAUACACCGGGUCACUGAUAUGUCCUGAGAGACACAACACAUGUUGGGGGAUAGCAGAGCUCACUCCGGGUGAUACAAGCAGUGGUGGAAAUGGUAAUGGGAAGGGGACUGGAGAUGACAACAAAUCUGGUGGAACAUCAAUGCUCGGCGCUGGAAGACUGUGGCUGUCACUGAUUGUGCCAGUUGUGCUCCAUUUCAUCUACAACUGAUUGCAUGGUUAGUAUAACUUAAUUACAACUGAGAGUGCUGGUACCGGUGGUGUGCACGCCUGAUAGUCUUUAUUCAUGGAAUUUUCAAUUACUAAGUCACAAUUGUUUAGCAUUUAUUAGCAACGUAUAUUAAGUGUUGCUGUAUGUUGUAUUUUUAAAUCAAUGAAUGGUUAUUGGUGCAGGCCUAGGAAGCCUCUACCGAAAGAGAGGGCACGUGAUUUUUCAAACACGUAUUAAGAUUUUCUC
Corticium candelabrum is the source of this 2494-nucleotide messenger RNA. Its product is annotated as leishmanolysin-like peptidase. Gene Ontology annotation, cellular component: membrane; cytoplasm. The record is from RefSeq and is a predicted model, not a curated record. Gene Ontology annotation, molecular function: metalloendopeptidase activity. NCBI's taxonomy places the organism in Eukaryota, Metazoa, Porifera, Homoscleromorpha, Homosclerophorida, Plakinidae. The transcript has 20 exons. Gene Ontology annotation, biological process: cell adhesion; proteolysis. The coding region runs from base 200 to 2248 and encodes 682 amino acids.